CUCUUCCUCCUCUGUUUGACCUUUGACAGUCUGCCAAGAUGUUUAACUAUGCUGGCUGGAAGAACACGUGUAACUACAUCUUUAUCCUCUUCGCUGCAAUUUUCAUCAUCACUCGACUUGUUAUCUUUCCCUUCUGGAUCAUGUACUGGACCUGGGUGUACCCCCUGACUCUCUACCCUCCCUUCUUCGGGUACUACUUCUUCAACAGCCUCAUGCUGACGCUGCAGUGCCUCCACAUCUUCUGGGCCAUCCUCAUCAUAAGGAUGGCAGUUCGUUUCCUUUCAAGCAACGAAACCGUGGAGGAUGAGCGAAGUGACAAGGAUGAGACGGAUGAUUCGGCGGAGGAGGACGAUAAGACAAAAGUUGGCCAGAAGAAUGGACCCGUCCAGAACGGCCACACAGCCCACAACAACAACCAUGCCAAGGCAGAGUGACAGAAACAGAAGAAGAAAGAGUGUGCAAACUCAUGACCCUCAGCGUGAGAGAGGAGAGCAGGAAAAAGAGAAAGGGAAAGAUGAAAGAGGGUAUGUCAAUGAUGGAGAGGAAGAGGUAUUCAGGUCCGUGACUUUGGAUACACUACAUUACUGUAACCUGGACCUGAAACAUAUACACCCCCCCCCCACACACACACACACUUUAAUUGUUAAACUCACACAUAGAUGCACACACCAACUCAGCUGCACAAUUGUUUUUUUCCACAUAACUUAUGUUGGCCUCAUAUGGGUGGCCUUGGGUAAGCUAUAAUGAGAGAGAGAGGGGAAAUGGUGAUGAGAAAAGUGACAAGAGACAGAGGGGUCAGAGAUAGGAAGGGGGAGAGAAUGAUGCUGCUUCAAGUCAAGCUUUCCUUACAGUAUUGGUGUGCCUUAAAGCCUUUUAUAGUCAUUUCUUUAGUUUGGGCUUCAUCUGCCUUGAUCCCACAGUAUGUUGUCCAUCGUGUCUAUGCAGAGUUCCCUUUCCUGGGAUGCCAUAUGGAUGAGAAAACAUACAGGAGGGUGACCAAGUGAGUCUGAAAGAGAAUGAGACGCAUUGAGGAGGCAUUCAUUAACCUGGUUUGAUGAUUCUAACUAUGCAAAGAUGUUUGUUUUGUCGAGUUCCUGUGCAACCUGUGUUUGUUUGUGUAUGUAUGCUCGUGUACACCUUCGCAGCUUCUGAUACUGGUAGUCAGAGUGCAAGUUUACCUCUGCUCUCUCGUCACUGUCCAGUAGGGUCAUUUUCACUGACCCUUGAGAAUCAUUUUUCAGGACAGAGUCAGGGUUUAGGGUCAAUUCUUUUCAUUCAGCACACGAGAUUGAUUUAAAUUCAUGUUAUGAGUAUGAAAACGUUUGAUUCAUGGACUGACUUUUGCUCUGUACCGAACUGGCUGUUUUCAGACACAGGUUUCUGCCUUUUUACAUGAUUCUGAAGAUCUCCAGAGGGGUGUUGCUCCCGUGCCAUUGCUGUCCUCCACUGUGAGGACACUGCUAUGGUGGAGACAAUGGUGCUCAUGCAAGACUAAAACAUAUCGAACGCCUUUUGUUUAUGUUUGAUGCAGAGAAAUUAUGUUUCCUGAUUCGGCCCCUAUCAGUCACUAUCAGUUUUUCCUUUUAAAUUAAAAGCCCAAAGAGACUCUGAUUAAUGGAGCUGACAGUCAGGAACCCAAAUGCUGCCAAAUUGUAUUUUUGUAAUCUUUUAACUGUUAUAUUUUUCUCGAAAAUCAGUUUGGACCAGUUGUGUGGUCUCAUUCCAGUGUGGUACGUAUGGCUCAUGCUUUUAACCAGAAACCUGUUUCCCUCUUCAAGGACUUGAGGCUCAGUGUCAACCAAAUGUUUACCAUCAGUAUUACUCAUUUUGGCAGGAGUUCUGUCUACAUAAGAGCUAGAUGCCAGCUUACCAAGAAUAGCAUCCUGAAAGUGUUUGCAAAGUGGAAGGUCUCUGGUUUGAUAUGGUCUAACUUGGUUCUGAACAAUGUGAUCCAGUAGAAUCUUCCUGACUGACACAGAUGUCAUCAAGAAAAGACAUGGAUCGAUCCAUCUGGAUUGACAUGGAUCGAUCCAUCUGGAUUGACACGGAUCGAUCCAUCUGGAUUGAUCUGCCAAGAUACAGAGUUUUUUUUUUAUCUCAGGUGACUGGAAUGGGCCUGAAGAACUACGUCCAUGUGUAUUGCUGGACAAAUUGAGGCCAUGCUAGCCAGGAGUUGUAUGUUCUAUGUGAGAUUUUAAGUGUUAUUCACUUUUGCCAGUGAUCUGAGGUAUGAUUUCUAUUUGAAAAACGGGUUUACAGGUAUUUCAUGCAAAAUGUAUAUUACAGAAAUUGCAAGAUCUUAAGAUCUGAACUCAAUCACUCUGUUAACAGAAGUAGAAGUGUUGUAUUUUUAUCAGUAUGCUUAAAUCAUUGUUGUUGUUAAGUGCCUUAUCUGUAAAGUAUGAUGUUCUCUUAUUUCUUUGACUUUCAUCUUUGUCCAUCUCCUCCCUCAUCACUUGCACCCCCCUCCAUCUCAGUCCUCUGUCAGCUUUCUCGCUCCCCUCUCUCCCUUCAUUCAUCUCUUUGAACCAAUUACUCUAAAGUAAUCCUGCAUUCAUAACCUUUCACUGUCCUCCACAGUCCACCAUUUUGCUCAUUUUAUAUAAAUUUUUACCAAUAGCCUCAUGGUCUAUACAGUCUGUACAAAAACAGUCAUUAUUACAGUGUUAUUUUGUAUUUUCACAUGUUGAUGAUGCAAGUACUAUUAUUAUAAUUAAAAACAAAGAUCAAGAA
Molecule: messenger RNA, 2733 nt
Organism: Hypomesus transpacificus
Lineage: Eukaryota; Metazoa; Chordata; Actinopteri; Osmeriformes; Osmeridae
Product: ceramide synthase 2-like
Exons: 3
Coding region: 39-434 (131 amino acids)
Biological process (GO): ceramide biosynthetic process
Cellular component (GO): membrane
Molecular function (GO): sphingosine N-acyltransferase activity
Source: RefSeq, a predicted model, not a curated record